Molecule: messenger RNA, 2816 nt
Organism: Monopterus albus (swamp eel)
Lineage: Eukaryota; Metazoa; Chordata; Actinopteri; Synbranchiformes; Synbranchidae
Gene: mrps27
Product: mitochondrial ribosomal protein S27
Exons: 11
Coding region: 98-1357 (419 amino acids)
Cellular component (GO): mitochondrion
Molecular function (GO): protein binding
Source: RefSeq, a predicted model, not a curated record
GUGGUUUGAUUGAUUGCAGUUCUUUAGGCUUUAUUUUAUUGAGGCACAGUGUCCUUACUCUUUGGAUAUUUAGACAGGAGGAGCUAAAUGUCAGGUCAUGCUAUUAGCUAACGUUAAGUGUGUUACCUGUAAAACUUAUCAUGUUUUAUCAAACCGUUCGUUGUCGUUACGCUCUCUCACUAGAAGUAGAAGAUGGUUGCUCUCAGCAGCAUACACAGACACCAAAGUGUGGGAGUCGAGAGAGAAAGACCAUCAACACCUGGUGGUACUGGCCAACACUAUGGAUAACACAUAUAACAGGAACCUUCCAGUUAGUUCUCUGACUGUGUCACGGUUUAUUGACAACAUUUCAUCUAGGGAGGAAGUUGAUCAAGCAGAGUACUAUCUUUACAAGUUUCGUCACAGUCCAAACUGCUGGUAUUUACGAGACUGGACCAUUCACAGUUGGAUCAGACAGUGCCUUAAAUAUGGGGCCAGAGAGAAGGCUCUGUACACACUUAAAAACAAGGUCCAGUAUGGAAUAUUCCCAGAUGACUUCACCUUCAACCUGCUCAUAGAUUCUUACAUUAAGGAUGGAGACUUUAAAAGUGCAUUCUCUGUGGUUGAAGAGGUGAUGCUUCAGGAAGCCUUCGACCUCCCCUCCACACAGAUCCUGUCUCUGUACGCUUUGGGCAGUUACCUAGCAACCAGACCACAGCUCACUGUGUCAGAGGAGCGGGCAAUGGGGGCAUCGCUACUUAUCUGUGGAUUGAAGCAUGACAACACUGUUGGCCUCAGUGCUCAGCUACUUGGCAGUGCUCUACUAGGCAGGGUGGAGAUUUUAAAUGGCAUAUGUGCUGUGUUCAAAGGGAUGCCGCUCUCCUGGGCACGUGGAUAUCUGGGCCGGGCGCUGGGCGUCAUGGAGAGUGUGGCUGCUGCUUCUUGUGAUGUCAAAUUAUCCAAAGACACACUGGAGUUCAUGAAUGACUUGCUCCAGAAACUGUCUUCCACCUCAGACUCUGACUCUUCCGGAGAGGAAUCAGGAGGUGAAGAGGACAAGAAAGACACUGUAGAUGAAGACGAUCAGGCCGAGCAGGCUAAGCUACCUCAGUACAUAAACAGAUUCAAGGAAUUAAGCAGCCUCCUGGAGUCUCAGGGCAAAGUGGAGUCUGCCUCGUUCCAGGCGUUAGUGACCACUCUGGCCCAGCAGAACCUGGCUGCUGCAGAGAAAUUGGACCUGGAGCAGUACGAGAGUCGGGUGCAGGCGUGGGAGGCUGAAAGGAAACAGUUGAUUCAGAGGGAGAAAGAGAUGAGGGAAAAAGCUGAGCAGGAGAAACAGGAGCGAUUGGCUGCCAAGGCAGUAGCUCAGCAGGUAUAAAGAUGUUAAGGAUGGAGGUGAUAGAGAUCAUUGAACUGUCCACUGAGUACAAGUUAGAAUUGUGUAUUUUUAGAUCUUCAAGUUGUCACUAGUUUUCUGCUGGUGUCACAAGUCAUUUUGCUUUUGUACAUAAUUAUGUUCUUUUAUACGUUCUUUAUUCUAGCUUAAUUGGGGCACAUUCAAAUAUUCGGUCAAAAUAAAACUGCAAAUUUUCAAUUCUAGAAGAAAUACUGUCUCAUAUUUAGUGUUUUUCUGCAGUGAACCAUGGGAUGAUAUCAUUAAUGGAAAAAAAACCCCAUAAAUCUUGCAGUAUAAAUGCUGAUAGCUGCAAAAGUAGACACUGUCGUUUGUUGUUAAAAUAUCACCCUGAGAUCGCUCUAUCAGCUAAUACAGGAAAAGCUCUUAUUAGUAAAAAUGGCACAUGUAACCUGGCAAAUAGAGUAAACUCUAGGUUGUUUUCAGACUACUGAAAGGUCUCUGGAGUGGAAAAUGCCAUUGUGGUACAGCACAGAAUGUAUUUAUUCCACAUUAUGUUGCAGCUGUUCAGUAUUCAGAGCAUGAUCUUUGGGAAACAAUCUGUUAUGUAGUCCAGGAUGAAUGAGCAGCACAAGCUGCUAAAACAGGUGCCACUGACACGAGGCUCCUUAGUGACCGAGAGCAGCUCUUCUCAACCUUCUGCCAGUGAAAUCUUGUAUCUUGUACCAGCUUCACUCCGCAAACUGAAUGAGCUCGGGUAAUAUAAUGUGUUAUUCUUAUCUCCUAGUGAUAAAGCUUUAACUGUGUAACAGCAGCAGACUGAGUGUUUACAUUUCUUGCUGUUGUCAGAGAAAGUUUUUGGUUGUCAAACAGGUGUGUGGAAACACUGCUGAAGAAGUGCAUCAAGUGAGAUGUCAUGGGGCGGGGAGGUCAGGAAGUUUGACAUUCACAUCACUGGUUAUCUGAUGCCCAGAGCCUUUUGAGUGUUUUUAAAAGACCGGUGUGUAUGUUUAUGGAGGGGAGGAGUAAAGUGGUUGCAGGGUGUCAUGAGCCAUUUGAGAUAUUUAAAUAGUAAAGAAGCUGAAAGAGAAAAUGGGAUGGGUUUGAUGUGAUCAGUGCUGAGCUUGGCUACCGACCAUGUGGUACUGUACAGACCUGUUGUCUCUAUAAGGAAGCUUUAACACUUAAGUUGCUAGGAGAAUUUAUAACAAAACCAUCACACCCUUAUCUAAUUUUCUACUCUGAACAGUGUGUUCUUCUAAAUUCACAAAUUUUCCUCUUAGUUGGUUUUUAACCACUAGUUGCGAGUUUUAUCUUCUUGCGAUUUUGUGGUGUAAAUACAAACUGUUAUGUUUUUUCCUCAGCUCAACAGGAUGCGGUUCCUAUUUUUGGUCUGCAAGUGAGUCUCUAAUGAGAUAGGAGACCACAGUGUCUGUAUCCUCUGUAAAUCGGAUUAGAGGGUAAGAUGCUGCCUGCCCACAGA